CGUCAUUAAAACCGCAUGUGCACUUCAGUCAUAAAGAAGUUGUGUUGCUGUACAGUUACACCUGUCUGAAGCUAUGAGGAAAAUCAUCCAUACAGAAUUUGUUUAAAAGCAGUUUUUGAGCAAAAUGCAAGGUGCACUUUUGAUAUUUGUGGGAUUCGCCUUCCUAGGUCAAGUCUAUUCAACAAAAAAUAUUAUUCACAAUAGUCAAGUAAAUGGAACUCAAGGAAAAGUUUCAACUAUAAGUACACAUAUUCCACAUUUUAAAUUUCCUGCUGAAAAUUGCAGAUGCCAGUGGCUUAUAAAUAAUAAAACAAUUGAGAACAACUACGGUCGUUUCAAAUAUUCCGAAGACAGAAAUACAGGAACAUCCACCAUUAAGAUUAAUUCUACUCAACGCAAUGAUACAGGACACUACAAGUAUGUGUGUUGUGAUAGGAUUGAAUCGCAAGAAACAUUUUUAUAUGUCAUUGAAUUUCCCUCCAAAGAAUAUCCAAUAAUAGAAUUUAAAGUAAACAAUGGACUGCUUGUGGUAAACUUUAUCACAGAGAAACUUUCACCAAUCCCAAACUUAACGCUAAAUGGAGAGAGACAUGUUUUAUACAAAAACGCCACUCACUUUUGGAUUAAUAAGACAGUUCUAAUUACAUCUAACAUUACAAACGUGACAUAUGUUGGUGUAUUGUACUUAAAGGGUUAUUACAGACGAAUCAAAGCUAUAAAUGGAUCAAGAAUAGCCGAGUAUUGGAACAAAACUGAAGACGACACGCCUCCAGAUGAAGGAGACACGCCCUCUAAUGAAAAAUACAAUUCUGCUUCCUCAACAGUAGGCCUACAAAUAGCUGGAGUAACAGUUGGAGUGAUCCUUAUCAUUGUAUGCUUGUGUAUUUCAAUCUAUUUUUUAAGAAAAUCUCGAAACACAAAAGCCAAUAAGUCAGUCACCUAUACAGCAUUUUCAGGACACUUAAGUAUCAAUGGUAUACCUGUACCAGAGAGAGCAGGUGCAGUUUGAAGCCACCAACUUGCAUUAUCAAUUUAUGCCUACACAAAUGAUUGGCUCCACAAUAAAUAAUUGCUUUUGCUUGUGUUUAUUAAAGAAUUAUGUUUAUUAAUGAAUGACAGAUAGUUUAGAAUCUUUUUACAUUUGUUUUGUAUUGUUUUUAAAAAAAUUAUAAAUGAACCAAAUGAUAUUUAGACAAUCUGAAGGUACAUGUUUGAAUAAUUAUUCUGAGCAUGGAGGUAUGUUCUGAGCCAUGCACACUUGUUGCACUUGGCCAGACAGCCAUAUGGAAGCUUGCCUACCAUCGUGGCAAUGUUUGGCGAUUUUUAGCACUGUACAGCAUAAACAUAGGCAUUUACCACUGAGACAAUGUAAAAAUACUAAAUUAUGGGAAUUGACACUGUAUAAUGUAAUGUACUUAUGAUGUAAUUUAAAAUGUGUUUAUAGUAAUUAUGUAACAAAAUAAUAAUACUACUAUGCUGUACUGUUUUCUAUACUGUAUAUUUAUACUGAAUUAUAAAUGUUUGUUGUUUUAUGGUAUACUAAGAGUAAUCUUAAGAGGCUAUAAAAAAACACAUUGUUUUUGUAUAUAAACUACUUAACCUACUUCAAUUUCAUUCAGUAGUAUUUAUAAAUAUAAUUUAUAAUGUGUUUAUAAUAAUUAAGUAAUUAAAUAAUAAUACACUACUAUGCUGUACUGUAUUUUAUACAGUAUGUAUUUAUACUGAAUUAUGUUUGUUGUUUUUAUGGUAUACUAAAACAGAUAAGUGUAACUUUCUUUGCUGUAAAAAACACAUGGUAUAAAAAAUACUAACCUACUGUACUUUAUUUUCAUUCAGUAUGUUAGAGUCAGACCCCAGAGGAAAACAAUUUUUUGAUAUGUUGUAGAACUAAUUUUUUUAAGACAAAAAAAAAGUUAGACGAAAAACUGGGGAACGGUGAAUGAGAUGCAUUUUGAAUAAAUGUACUUUGUUCCUAUUUAGAAAAAGAAUAAAACACUAUUAUUUAUCUUUGUACCAUGAUUAACUAAUUUUAUAUGUAAAUGUGUGCAUGCAUUCUAUGUAUAUAAGUAUACACACCUAUUUGUUUUUAUAUAGUUAAUUUAUGUUUUUUUUUGUAUUGUAUGUGGUCAGGGUGAGACAAGAAUAUACACUUCUAAUAUUGAUCCCACUGAUGGACACUAUUAUUUAUUUUUUUGCAGUUCUGUUUUUUAUGUAUCAUUUUUGUAUCAUUAUGUUGACUAUUUUGAAUAAAUGUAGUUUUGAACUAGAA
Anneissia japonica is the source of this 2269-nucleotide messenger RNA. RefSeq lists its product as uncharacterized. Bases 125 to 1009 code for a protein of 294 amino acids. The record is from RefSeq and is a predicted model, not a curated record. Lineage: Eukaryota; Metazoa; Echinodermata; Crinoidea; Comatulida; Comatulidae. The transcript has 2 exons.